Messenger RNA from Podarcis lilfordi (Lilford's wall lizard), 993 nucleotides. Lineage: Eukaryota; Metazoa; Chordata; Lepidosauria; Squamata; Lacertidae. The record is from the annotation of a GenBank genome assembly.
AUGUUCAACUGCACAGUUAGUGAAGUUACUGUGAUGAACCUGAAACCUGAUAAGAAAACUACCGUAAUAUUGCCUGGAAAGAAGAAAGAGAAGGUUCUCAGGUCUGCCAGCUUCCACCAUUCUGCUCCCAACCUUGCAGACACUACAGUACUCAAAGAAGAGACAAAACCCCUUGCUGGAAAAGUCGCCAAAGAUGGUGUUACUUUCCCCAAACCAUUUUAUUCAGCAGAUGCUCAAAGCAUGGAUAAUCUUGCCAUGAAAAGACCAGUGAGGUUGGCUCCGCUAGAGAUCUCCUUGGAAGUUAAAGAAGCUCAGCUCAAGAAAAUCAUGAGCCUUCAGAGAGAUUCCCAGUUGGCUGCUUCCAAACUGGCUAGCAUUGGCUCCAUUGGCAGUGAGCCCCAUGUCAAAAGGGUGAAGAAUUUGGCCCAGGUUGAGGUGGAAAGCCUUCACAUGGUCAAGCCGAAUGAGAAGCCCACUUUAGAGAAUCAAGAGGGCAGCCAUUCAUCAAGUUUUGACAACCCUUUGUGUAAGGUUCAGAUCAUCUUGCCAGCUGAGGGAAAUGCCAAGCCUUCUAAAAAGCCUGCUGCUGAAUGCUCCCCUGUGCGAUGCCGUAAGCCUUUAAUUCCCAAGAACGUGUGUGACAUUCUCCAAACGCCUGAUUUUCAAGAGGAUGCCAAGAUUCCAGACAACCCUUCUCAGGUGAAUGGUAGGCCCCGUUUCAAAUUAAAGCAGAUGAAAGAGCAACAGGAGCGUUUAGGCAAGGCCAAACCUUUGAAGGCCACAGGGACAGGCCUGGAGGAAGGGAAGGUCCAAACAGCUGGCCAACGAGCUCAGAAGACUCUUAGCCAUGCAAACAAGUUACUGGACAAUGUAGCCAAAAAGCACAGGGGGAGAGGGGAAGAGCCGGAUGAGAUUGAUGAGGACCUCCUUGCAAUGCGACCAGCCUCACGAAGGAUGGCACUGGGAGAUAUUAUUCUGGUGGAUGAAGAGUAA